Molecule: messenger RNA, 1428 nt
Organism: Cladocopium goreaui
Lineage: Eukaryota; Dinophyceae; Suessiales; Symbiodiniaceae
Source: the annotation of a GenBank genome assembly
AUGGAGCGCGUUUGGUCCGUGCCAAUGUUUUGGGUGCAGUGGAUGAAUUCUGCUCCAGACUUUUUGAGGACAGAUGAUGGCUGCAUGAACCACCAAGAAAGUAGGCAACUUGAGUUGGACUAUCGUCGCGAAGCCUCCAACUGUGAAACCUUUGCCACGCUCUAUGGUCCGGAUGGCAGCUUUUCCCAAGAUGUACCAUCACCUGGUCUGAAGAUCCCAGAGCUGGAGAAGGAUCUCUGCAGUCGCCGUGUUCUGGUGAUGGAGUGGGUGGAGGGCGAGCGCUUAGCUCCAAGCCCGGACGCCACAGAGGAUCUCCCCUUGGUGGAGAUGGGCAUCUCAGCGACCUUGUUGCAACUGCUUGGUACCGGGGUAAUGCACACCGAUCCUCAUGGUGGCAACCUACUCAAGGGCCCACGAAUGGAGGCUGGCAGCUGUGCGGACAGGGCGUUGCGACAACUGGUCUACUUGGACUUCGGCCUGGUGGCAGAGGUCCCUUUGCAGGUCCGAGAAGGCUUAGUUUGCGCCGUGAUGUUCAUGGUGCAGAAGCGCUGGGCCGAUGUGGCCGGACUCUUCAACCGCCUGAUGCUGUUGCCGGACUGGGUCCUGGCGGAUGCAGACACUCUCGAGAAUUUCACGCAUGAUAUCCAGCUUGCAGCCAAGGAAGCUCUGCAGUUUCCAGAGGCCAACGACGUGAAAGAGGUCCCUUCAUUGCGCUUCGCCGCUUUGUUGGAACAGCUCGCCCUGCUUGCCCCAAGGUACGAGUUUCAGCUGCCACCCUACUUCUUGAACAAUGCUCGCGCUCUGGGUUGCCUUGAAGGUAACGGUGCGGCCUUUGCUGCGCCGGAGAUCUUCAAGACUUUGAAAGCGCGAGUGGAAAGCAGUGGUGGACAAAUAGUCACAGACUAUAGUGCCAGGAAAGACUUCCUGAACCACCAGCUCUUCAAUGGAUUGAACAGAACAGAAGUGAAGUUGGCAGCUGCCGUGGUUCCGAACCUGCGCGAAUUCUUGGCGAAUCCACCUGGUGAAACCGAUGGAGCACAUCCACUACUUCUUUGGAAGAAUGGGAAAUAUGCGAAUGUUCCGACCGCAGAUUUAUCGGAGAAGUGGCAUCUGGUGGUGAUGGGAGAGACGCUGAUUCAGGUGAAUGAAGCCCUACAAGCCAUAGAAAACAACCAGCUGAUGGAUCCCCAGGUCUCCAAACUUCCAAGAUGUGCCUUGGUUUUGGUGAAUGAUGAUGAUGAUGGAAAUGAUGGAAAUCUGCAGUCCGAGCUGAACCUGCCGGGCGCGAAAUCGCGGGCGGAAACCAUCUAUCUCCGGCGCCGAAACGGAGGUCGAUCUGUUGCGUCGUCCGAGUCCGAGAGACUGAUGGAGCUGAGACGAAGUUGGGUGGAGCUGGCUUUGCCACCUGAAACUUUCCAGGGUCUUUAG